UCAGUAAAAUGUAAACCUAUUUCUUCUACCGCUAGGUGCUUGUAUGACUGGUUGUGUGUUUGUAGAUGGCGCAGUAGUUUGUCCCUGUAAGCUUGCCAUACUUUCACAUGACUUCCACUACGUGACUGACCCGCAUUCCUCAAUUGGCACUAGCUCUGUCAGACUGACUCACUUUAGAGGCGAAUUGAACCUAUACAGUGGAUGAAAACAUUAUCUGCAGUGUGCUGUGAUACGUAAUAGCUGUUUUUGUUAACUUGUCCGAACAGCUAGUCGUCGGAGGAUUUGUAACAUUUCAGCUAAAAUCUUCACUUCUACUUUUUUGGCAUCUUCAGCGCGUCGGGUAGGAAAUACAUGGAUACAAGAUAACUGAUGACUGAGCUACAUUUAGCUUUUUCUGGGCUUCGUGUCGGUGAUGGCUGAGCUCAUGCCGCCAGAAUCAAGAAGGUGUAAUUAUUUCUUCCUUUAUGAUGGAACCAGAGUCAGAGGAGAGGGGGACCCUACAAGAGAGGGAAUCUGCUACUUCUACCCUGAAGAGACUCCUUUAGAUAAGCAAGAGCUGCUCUGUGGUCAGCUGGCUGGUGCAGGACGUUGUGUCUCUGAACUCUCCAACUCUCCUGUUCGCAUACUGAGGCUGCGCCGCAACAAGUUUGCCAUCCGUAUGAAAGGUGACUUCUUUUGGGCUCUGGGCUGCUCAGUGGAAGUCCCCACCGUUAGUGUCUGUGAACUCCUGGAUCAGCUCAUAAACCUCUUUUGUUUCUACAAUGGCCCGGUCCGACAAAGCUACCAGCGGAACAAUCAGGAAACCCUGGCUGCUCGGUGGGCGCAGUACCUCUCACACCUGCAGUCAGGAUCCUCAGAGCUUCAACACAUCUUCAGCUGCUUGAGAACCAUUGACUCAACUAAUGUUGACCCACUUCUCUUGCUCAAAGCUGCCCUCAUUCUUCAGGCCUGUCAGCGCUGCCCUCUGGUGUUAGCAGGCUGUAUUCUCUUCAGAGGAAGAGUUGUAAGCACACAGAUGUCUCCAGGUCUCACAAUGAAGGUGGCAGUUCAUGAGAGUGAAACAUACACAAAGAGACCCAAUGGACCGAGCGCCUUCAGCUCAUUUGGCGGUGCUGUCAGCUCCACUACUGUGUUCCUGACUCUGUCUGAACAUCAGUACCUGCAGUCUGCUCCCAUCGACAAGCACAGUUCUCAUUCUACUCCACACAAAAACACCACCAUAAGGAAGAUGCGGCUUUCAAGAACGUUAUCUGACACUCCCUCCACUGAGUCAGAGCCAUCUGAUCCAGGUUCCUCCCAGUCCCCCCAGAAGGUUUCCUUCAGCCCUUGCUUGUCAGACAGCCCCGUGUUCAGCCCAGAUCCAUCCCAGAGCUCCGCCAAUCCACUUGAGACUCCUUUUUCAAACGGAAAGCACUCCAGUGAAGGUGAGGAGGAGGCUCUGGAAGAGUCAUAUUAUCACAGUUUUCACAGCAACGGAGGUGGAGGCAGUCCGAUACAUAACGAAGAAGACAGCUCAGUGUGUGGAGAAAACUCCCGUCUGAAUGGAGUUGGAGGUGGAGACGCAGCUUGUGGGACAGUGUUUGGGAAUUCACAUGAUGAGAAGGUUUGGGAAGAGAGCAGCAGAAGUGGCUGUGAGAGAGUUCAGGAGGCAGAGAGAGCAGAUCCUCCUCCCUGCUCUAGUGCUUUUGAAGACCCGGAGGAGAGUCCACUGAUCCCCAUGACCCUGUACCUGCACCGGGUUAAAGGCCUGGUCCUGGCUCUGCUGGUGGAGCCACACUUCUUGAGUGACACGGCUUCUAUGGAGGAAGUGUAUCACAGCAGCCUGGCGUCACUCAACGGACUGGAGGCCCACUUGAGGACCAUCUCUCCAGGGGCCCCAGGGGCUCCAGGACCCUACAUCUUUGCCCAUUUUGACAGCAUUCAGUGCACGCUGACAUCCAACCUGUCUGGUCGACCAGGGGGAGCCCCGGAGCGUCCCUUUGUCAGAGCCACAUCACUUCUUCACUCGCAUUUCUGUAACACUGAAACUCUGCAGGAGGCUAUUAUCAGGAGUGCUGGAGCUGCAGUGUAUGGAACCCGCAGCGUGGCCCAGGAAACUUACUUCCAGCAGCACGGGGGAUCGCUGAGGAACUCCGGCAUCCCUAACCACCAGGACAGUGCUUUCUUACUGCCCAGCAAGGCCCGACACAGACUGCUGAAACACGGAGUUAACCUGCUCUGACGGGACGCCAGUGUUCAAGAGGAGCUUGAUUUUGUUAAAAUAUGAAGUGAGUAACUUUUAAAUCAACUCAGAAAUAUUGAGAAUCUGAUUUAAAGCUUCUUCUGUUUUGUCACUGCCGUUAAGGUUCAUGCAAGGUCUUGGAAGUUCGAAAAAUGCUUACCGUUAAGUUUUCAAGAUUAGGAAUAUGCUUGUAUUUCAAUAUACUCCUUGGAAAAAUGCUUUUCAAAAAAAUGCUUUUCAGCAUAAUCCGUUGCAGAUUUUUGAUAUUUAAAAGCUGUCUGUUCGUUGACACCAUUAAACAGUCACUCAUCUGUCAGCGUUCAUAGAGAUAUAAGUCCCUUGUUGAUCCCUUAUCCUGGAAGUUAGAAGGCAUUAAAUAAUCAUAAUCAAAACAUUGAAAGUUAAUAUUAACAGCUGGUAAAAUAAACAAGUGGCAAUAUACAUUGAUAGCUCUGGGUAUAAUAAGGAAUUUUGUGAACUUUAUUUUCACAGUUACAUUACUUGUAAUUUAAAUGUGACAAUAAAGGCAUCAAAAGCCUGUAAAGUUUUGGUUUUAGCACCUUGAAAGUGCUUCAAAAGUGCCUGAAUUUCAAUCUUCUUUAUAAAGAAAAGCCUGUUCCCACAGCAGAUUGUGUGAAGUUAGCAUAAACUGUGCUAUGAAACCUUAUGGUACUCACAUUUAUAGCAGAACUUUUUCUGUAAAAAGUUUAAUAUUCAUAAACACCAGAGAGGAGGGUUAGUAAAUUAAAUUUUGUUUACAAGGUUUUUAAUCACAGUUUCCUUUAUUUCUCUGCGUUUUUUUAGCUCAACUGGUCACACACACAUUAUUUUUUGUAUCCAAGCACAAUUUUAUUUCUUAUUAUAAGCACUUGUUUACACACAUUUUCCAACUUUCCAACAGAUAUUUUCUGUUUAGUCACAUCCUUAAUGCGGCAAAUGUAUGUAUUUAUGCAUUUAUUAGGAAAUUUAGAUUACAGCCAAAUUAAACCUUUAUACUAUAUAACUUUUGUACAGAAUCAUGCUUUCAUUGCUGCACACACUGUACAAGUGUAUUAGUUUAUUUCACAGAUAUAUAAAAAAUAAUCUCAAAUAGCUUUUAUAAAAAUGUCUAUUUAUUGCAAAUCAACUGCGUUAUAACUAUUUGCCUUUAGGUUUUUUUUUCAUUGAAAGUGUCGUUAAAGAAAGUCUGUAUUGUGCAGUUUGCUCUGAAGAGACCCUCUGUGAUACACUGUAGUGCAUUAUUAGUGGAAUUAAAUGAAUACAUGAUCCUCUCAC
Messenger RNA from Centropristis striata (black sea bass), 3496 nucleotides. RefSeq names its product HPS4 biogenesis of lysosomal organelles complex 3 subunit 2 (gene hps4). Lineage: Eukaryota; Metazoa; Chordata; Actinopteri; Perciformes; Serranidae. The transcript is spliced from 12 exons. Gene Ontology annotation, biological process: vesicle-mediated transport. The coding region runs from base 413 to 2221 and encodes 602 amino acids. The record is from RefSeq and is a predicted model, not a curated record.